AUGGGGAGGAAGAAAGGCCGCGGCGGCGGCGGCGGCGGCGGCGGCGGCGGCGGGAGAGGGCGCGGCGGGGGAGGACGCGACGGCGCGGCCGAGGCCGAUGAUGCGGUGGCGACGUCGGAGAAGGCGCGCGGAACGGUCCGCGACGACGGCGACGACGGCGACGACGACGCCGCGCGCGCGGACCUCGCGCCCGCCGACGCCGACGCGGGCGCGGCGGCGGCGGCGGCUUCGCCGUCGGGAGGAGAAGGCGCCGCGAACCCCGCGGAGGACGGCGACGCGCGCGGCGGCGGCGACGGCGACAGCGACGCGGCGUCCGCGCCGUCGCCCGCGGCUCCGUCGGAAGCGAUCGCGCCGUCGUCGUCGUCGCCGUCCGGACCGACCGUGGACGUCGCCGAGAUCUCGCUCGAGGACGUCGAUGACGCCGCGGCGACGCCGCCGCGGCCGCGAUCGGCGUCGGACGGAGACGCGGGGCGCGCUGACGCGGCGGCGUCGAGGUCAUCGGGCGCGCCCGUGACCAAGUCGCCAUCCGCGGGCGCGGGCGGCGGCGGCGGCAGGCCCGGGAUCUUCCGCCGUCUACAGUCCGUCGCGGGCACGGCGGUGUCCGCGUUCGGCGACGGCGCCGCGACGCUGCGACGCUCCAAGUCCGCGAGCGCGAAGGACGCGCGAGGAGGCGGCGGCGGCGGCGCGGCGGGCGGCGACGGCGAACGCGGCGCCGCCGCGAAUCAUCCCGCCGGCGCCGGCGCCGGCGGGAUGUCGUCGGACGAGGACGAGGCCGAGCGCGCGGCGGUGAAGACCGCGAAGAAGCGCGCGCGGAAGGCGCGCCGGCGACUGAAGCGACUCGUGCACGCCACGAACGCGAUGGGCGCGGCGCUGGGCCUCGCGCUCGGGUUGCGGCAUCAACGCCCCGCGCACGCGAUCAAAGACGCGGACCUCCCCGGCGGGGAUCCGUACGACGCCGCGAACGACAAGGAGGGCGACGCGAACAAAGACCCGCCGCUGACGCUGGAGGUUGGCUCGAAGGCGGUCGGCGACGGGACGCGGCUGCCGGCGUUUCGGUUCAUCCUGCACGCGCCGAGUCGGUUCGAACGCGUGCGCGCGGCGUGGGGGCUCCAACUGCCGGACUACGUAGAGAGCUUUCAGCUCGACGGCGGGCGCGCGGUCGUGGACGCGAUCGCGGCGCACGAGCUCCUCGGGAGAGGGCUCGCGGAGGACACCGCGGAGGAGGACUUCGCGGCGGCGAAGAUGGAGGAAGAGAAGCGUCGGACGGCGGCGGGCACGGGCGCGGGCGCGGGCGGCGGCGGCGCGGGCGCGGGCGCGGGGCCCGCGUCGCCGAGCUCGAGCGACGAUCGAUGGGUCAAGGACAAGGACAAGGCGCAGGCGGCCGCCGCGAGAGACCACCAGACGACCAAACAGCAGCAGCAGCAGCGACAGCAUCGCAGACAGAGGACGCUCUCCCUCGCGUCGGACGACUUUGAUUACGCGUCGGACGACUUUGAGGUGCGUUCUAUGUCACACUGGUCCCCAUACGACCGCGUUCGCGUGGUGAACGCCGAUCCUUAA
Molecule: messenger RNA, 1560 nt
Organism: Micromonas pusilla CCMP1545
Lineage: Eukaryota; Viridiplantae; Chlorophyta; Mamiellophyceae; Mamiellales; Mamiellaceae
Product: intracellular chloride channel family
Exons: 3
Coding region: 1-1560 (519 amino acids)
Source: RefSeq, a predicted model, not a curated record